CAGGAAGUUGUGGCUGCCAUGUUUGGCUGCUUUGUUGUAGGGUCCUUGUAGGUUUCCUGCAGAUUUUAGCCUAAGUGUUGCAAUGGAACCGAGCUGGAGUACGUUUUUAUUUCAGCAGGCAAAUGAGGCCCUGCAUCACCAGCACCAAGUAGCCGGGAACAGCCUCUUGCCUUUGCUCAAUUCGGGAACGGAGCCGCCUGAUCAGAAACCGGUGCUCCCCAUCCCCUUGGACCAGAAACCCCCUGUCAGUGCUGCAGAACUUCUUAAAGACAAUGUGGCCAGUGGGACUGGGGGAGGAGGUGGUGGACCCCCAGUUGCCGUGGUCAAAAAGGAGCCUAAAUCAAAGACACCCUUCAUCUGUGGCUACUGCAACAAGGCUUUCCGGGACAGCUACCACCUGCGGCGGCAUGAGUCCUGCCACACUGGUAUCAAGAUGGUUUCACGGCCCAAGAAGACUCAAACGGCUCCCACCAUGGUGCCUCUCAUAUCCACUGUACCACGUGAGAACAGCGGAAACCCUUCAUACAUUACUACUGUAGCUGGUAUUUUGACUACAGCCACCACGUCAACAGCCACAGGUACGAGCAUCAUGACCCCAAUUCAACACCAACAGCAACAGAGCAUCCCCAAGAAGCCCCCCAAGCCAGUGAAAAAGAAUCAUGGCUGCGAUAUGUGUGGUAAAGCCUUCAGAGAUGUAUAUCACCUCAACCGCCACAAGCUGUCGCACUCCGAUGAGAAGCCGUUUGAGUGUCCCAUCUGCCAGCAGAGGUUCAAGAGGAAGGACCGCAUGACUUACCAUGUCCGCUCCCAUGAUGGUGGUGUUCACAAGCCUUACAUCUGUUCUGUCUGUGGGAAGGGCUUCUCCAGACCUGAUCACCUAAGCUGUCAUGUCAAGCAUGUCCAUUCCUCAGAGAGGCCAUUCAAGUGCCAAGUAACGGCCUGUACCUCCGCCUUCGCUACCAAAGACCGGCUGCGCUCCCAUAUGAUCAGGCACGAAGGCAAAGUGACCUGCAACAUCUGUGGCAAAAUGCUUAGCGCAGCCUACAUCACAAGUCACCUCAAGACACAUGGCCAGGCCAGCUUCAGCAACCCAUGUAACAAUAAAGGCAUAAGUGACUGGCAGUGGAACCACUCAGGGCCACGAAAAGGUGAGUUGACAGUAGGAGAGAUUUUAAAUAACUCCUUCCAAGUCCUAAUUGACAACUCUCACAAAGAUGCCAAUAGCGUGCAUAACAACUCGGCCACUUCCACGCCAGUCACCAACUCUGCAGCCAUCACUUCAUCUAUGAACCGUGGAGGCAUUGCCAGCAACCCUGUCACCAUUGCUGCUCAGAUGAACAUUGCCACCAGCACGGUCAACAUCACGUCACCGAUCAACCUGCAGCACCCUGUUACCAUUACCGGCCCUGUGAGCCUGGCCUCAGUCAACAUCCCGACUACCGCACACAUGAAUAUUGCCCACCCAGUUGCUAUCACCACCCCCAUGCCCAUGAAUAUCACCGGGCCACUCAACAUUGCCAUGCGGCCCAUGGAGAGCAUGCCUUUUCUAUCCCAAGUUCUGCCCUCCUCCCCUCCUUGGUAGAGCUGUGUUAGUCCAUGUAACAGCAGAUAAUGUUUGAACUGCCUAAUAAUAGAUGAGCCUGUCAAAUCUUUAUAAAACAUCCCUCUCAAUGGGUAGAUAGUGCAUUCAAUUUGAAAAGGUGAUCACUAAUACGACCCCAUAGAGGGUAACCAGUGAUUGUGCAGGAGUCAUUAUCAUGGCGUAAUUCGUCAUUUGUUUGCAGUUGUCACGUGUGCGUGAUCUAAGUAUGGAACUCUGGUCAUGUGGUGGGGGGGGAAAGAUGGUCAUCAGCACUAGAUGUGCUUGACCUCCACUCUCCUACCGAUGCAGACCACCACAGUUGAAACUGGAGUUACUGUGUGUAAAUAAUGAUAAUUUUAUACCAAAGAUUUUUUUUUAAGUAUAGGGUUUCCAACGAAUGAUAUAUUUUGAAAGAUUAACGGAAAACCUUUAAACAGCAUGAGAUCAUCAAGUGACAAAAAGCUGUGAGCGGGGCGGUGGCAUGGGGACCUUGUCUGUCUCAUUUUACAGUAGAAGCAAACUGUUCAAAUGUUGCAUCUUUCCCAAGACCUUUUAUUUGGAGUAUGUUGCAAUAAUAAUGUUAGUUAUUGCAACAAUUUAAUAUACGAUAAUAACUAUAUUAAUUUUAGGCAAAAGAGCAUUUUCUUUCACUUUGACAUGGUUUGAAUUAUUAGGCAAUUGUUACAUUUUCAGCUGCGGCAUGUUCACCUAUAUUUUGCUUGUAUUUAUACAAUUUUUUCCCCUCAAACUUGGGCAGUUUGUGCUACUAUGACUGAUAGCUGACCCUUAGCUGGUUCACUGCAGCAGUGAUUGCAGUAAACACAUUGUAUUCUGAUAGAGGCAAAACUUCUGAGGGUGUUUUCACACCUGCACUUUUGAGUCUGAUCUAAAGGGGAAGUUAGCGAUUCUAAAGCUAUCCGCAUAUUUAAUCACGGUCCGCUAGCUGUCGGGUCCAUGUACGUCGAAAAAAAUUCGGAUGUAAAUCAAAAACAAAACAAACAUUGCAGGCUGCACCUUACAACACUGUGCAGUUUUUAAACAUCACUCGCUAAUAUGUUAAGAGACAUGUCAGCAAAGGGCCACGUGCUUUGGUCUCCCAUACCCGAGACUGCUGGUUUCGCGGCCUGCUCAGAGCAGUAAAAUCACAACAACAACAAGGACAGAGACAAGCUUUCUACAAAAUUGCUUACCGCCCCUUUAAUCAGACUCUUUUUGCGUUUGGUUUGGACAACACAGUCAUCAACGUCAAACAACUGCACCAAGACCCUUUAUAGGAGGUGGUUUCAGUCUGGUCCCGAACUAAUUCUGGAGCCGUAAGUUUGUGAUGGGAAUCUGAUCCAACCUGCAUCUGAUGCAACUUCCAGUGGUACUGCACAAGUUUGAGCUAAAUGGCUCCUGUAGCCGGCUGCAUUCUGGGAUGCAGCAUCUAAACUAUAGCAGCUGGUGUAGUAGUAGUAACAGCUAAGCAGAGGAUGAAUGAGGUGCCUCCAACCUGUUUUGACUUUCUUGCUCCAGUCCUUAACUCAUCUGAGAAAUGAGAAGAGUGAUUAUUUUCAUGGUUUUGUAGUGAUGCCUUCUGGUUCUCUUGGAUGUUUCUCUGUGGAAAUAGAAACAUACCCAAGGAGAAAAUCCCAAAGUUUACAAACAUCAACCGAUUCAGACCAGAGUAAACAAACUAUUGCUGUGAAAAUGCCCCCAGAGACCCUUUUCCCACAAUUCUUUAAUUUCUCUUCAGCCACUGAAGGCAGUGUCGGUCUUGUAAGAAAGGCCAGUUGAAAAUAAUUUCCUCAACUGGGCAUGCUGCUCCAAAUUGGGUGGAGCGUGAUAACUUUACUAUACUCCUCAAACAGAAGUGUAUUGCCAGAGUUCUCAAAUGCUUCCUGUUGAGGGAGAUUUUUUUCAUGUUCAUUUUUUCUCUCUGUUGUUAUUUUAGUGGACUCAUCAGUAUUUAAUAGUUAAUGUAUUUUUAAGUUUAAGUAGAGAAAAAACAAUGCUUCCAUUUUUGGGUAGGAUGAGUGAUAUUGUGGAUUUCACUGAUAGUUCAGAGGCUGGUUAGAUCCAUCAACCAUUAACUUCUACCAUGUCUGUAUUUUAAAAUAGCUGGAAACCAGUCACUCCUCACUGCUGGUUAAUCUGUGACAUCUGUUAAGACUUUUUUAAAAUGUAUUUAUAUCGGGCAUGACAAUUGAAGGUACAGCUAGGAGGAAAUGUCCUCUGGGUUUUGCCCUUAAAAUGGCAGUAUUAUCAAACGUCAAAUGAUGUAAGAUUUUGAUUACUGAGGACUUUCAAACUUUAGAGGUCAGGAGAGCUACGCAGUGGCUCAUUAGACUCUGCUACGGAAGCAGUUCCAAAGUUACCUAUUGUGGUAUGUUUGUUUGGGUAGGUCGUUUACUUUAGCAGGUAUAGGAUCCCAUCACUGUCAGUCAAACUCAGGAAGAUUACUGAGAAUAGUUUUUUAAAACCAUGUUCAGCAAUUUACACACUGACCAUUUCUUUGUAAAUAUGAAACACUAUUAUAUUGCUUUUAACCUGUGAGAGAGUGAACCUCUCGACUUACCACAGGCUAGCAAUGCAAGAAAUAUAUCACCACUGGUGUGGCCGUCCAUCCUUGAGAGGACAGAGAAAUGAGCAGAGGGAAAUUAAAGGAUAAGACUGUCAGUUUCUUUUGGUUAUCAACAAAUCUCAUAAAAUACCAAAAAGCAACAAUUGAACCCGCUAACAAGUACUAACUGUUAAACUACACCUUGAUAUAUAGGAGCUGAAGCCUCCAAUAUCAUACAACGUGGCUGCCCAGACACAAUUAAAAACACGUAGGAGCCAUACUGUUGAAUUGGUUGACGAGCCUUUUGCGACACUGAAGGGACCGCCUGCUCAGCUGACGUCCUCUGACCCGCUACAGUUUCAUAAUGAACCAAAAGUAUUUUUACACUUCUCAGUGUUUCACAUACACUGAAUUAUUUGUGGCCACAAUAUCAACAUUGACCACCACAUAUUUUAUGUCAAUCUAACAAAGUAUCAGAAAUCAAGAAAUGUUUCUAUGGGCAUGUCUUCUGCUCCAAACAUUGCUCUUCUCAAGAUUAAUUCUUCUAGAAUACUCACUGCUCAAGUUAUGUGACACAGUGCAACGGUAUGGCUCUUGUUUGUGUAUUCAUUAGCUUUAGUUUUAUGGCACAGUAAACAAUAUCAGGCUGUAGCUACACAGAUGAGACCUGUCGGGCUGAACUUGUUGGUUCUUCAGGGAAAUUAUCAGUUAUAUUAAAGAGGCAAAAAAUAAUUCCAGUCUUGUCCUUUUUAAUCUGAAUUUCUCUGUAGAUCUCACUUGCAUAACUCGUUAAUUUGUAAGUGUUAAAUUGUAAGUUGUUUUUUUUUUUAAAUCCUCGCAGUUAAUCUUAACUGGACAAUUGAUGCUGUGAUCACAAAGGAGGUGUUUUCCCACUCAAAGCUCAGGUGUAACAGAAAGGGCAAGAGUCUAGGAGGAUCAUUAUUCAUGUUGCUAGGCAACAAAGGUUGACAGCCUGCAACCAUGGAUCGGUGACAAGUAAAUAAGCAACCUUGCCACUACAAGUUACAGCCCCACACAGACCCCUCUCCCGUGUGGAUGUCCUCUCCCGUGUGGAUGUCUGCAGACAUGUUGCAUGUAAUUUUCAUUCAUGCUCUCCAUGUGCAAAUGGGUGUUUUUGGUUUAUGCAUCAUCUGUUGAACCUCUGAACUUAUUCAGUGGAAACCACAGAGGUGGUCAGCACACAGGAGCCCUCAUUCACACAUUGGAGGCAGUACUCAUUGUAUGGCUAUGGGGACGUGCAGGUUGAGCCAUCUAAAAAUCAGCAGUUACAUUAUGACAGCCACAACAACACAGUGGCACCCAAAGUCAAAUAUCAGAAGUCCAAGCUGUCUGGUCCAGUGAAUCAUGUAGAUCAGGACUGAAUGGUCUAAUUAGUCCUUGUAAAUCAUAAUGGUGUUCUUGGGGUGAGGUACAAACAUUCAGCUGACAUUAACAUGCCCUGAGGAAGGAUACUGAUUCCAGUGUUCUAGUCGCCUCUUCACGUCUACAAGUCUUAGGACUGCAAGGUGGCAUCACACAUUUACAGGACACAAGGUGCAGAACUCCACUUGGAACAGAUUAGAGUUGAUUAGUCACAGACAGUGUCUGACAAAUGAGUGGACAAGUUGUCUUUUGCGAUCUCAGCCUCUAUUGUUCCUGGACCCGAUGUGCAUUGUGUCCCACAUUUGUGUGUGCGUGUGAGAGAGAGACAGAGACAGAGAGAUUACAUUGUAGAUGAUGUGAGGCCUGUUUGUAGUUUAGGGCCUUUUUCCAGUGCAGCAACUCUGAAGCACUUGCAGCAAACUGUAGGAUGUGCACACUACAGAAGAGUGGUACUUAACAAGGGCAUUUCAGUUUGACAGGAUGAGAUGAUCAGUUUGUUUUACAGUUCACCUGGCCACAUCUGUAUUUUGUUUGGCCCAUUAAUUUAGUUGUAUGCAGGCAAACUCUGUCCACCUAGGGAAAUGCUCUGAUGUGGAAUGGCAUUAUGAUCUUGGAAAUAGUUUUAUUUCCCAUCUUUGUUGUAUUAUUUUUUUAGCCGAUGUUGCAUGUGGAUGACUGAGAUAGGCCAGAGUAGGUUUGAGUUCCACAACUGUAUUAGAAGGCUAGUGACUUUAAGAAAACAAAACACUAAAAAAAAUUAGAAUGAAAGUGCGUGGCGUCAUUUGUCCUUCUCCAGUGGCCGUAAACAAGUGUGCCUGAAAUACUUUGCAAGACUUUUCCACCAACAAUGCUUCCUCCUCUUGAUGUGCUGUGUGUUGGAAUGGUUUUGUGAAGGAAUCCUUCAUCAGUUCAGACGGCCGCAGGCCUCACAGGUCUGGCAACCAAACGACAUUGUGAUUAGCUUUUUUUUAAUUAUUAUGUUUAAACCUCAUGAUUGUGACAUAUUCUACUUAAAGAAAAAUCAUGAAACAUGAUUAAGGUCAACUAAAUGUAUUGUUACAUUUAACCAUGUGGUUUAAGUUGUUAUUUUGACUCCAACCUAAUGUGGAAAACAAACCAUUUAUUCGGCCAAAUGGGGAUUUGGAAGAUGAUUUUUAUUUUUUAUUUUCUGUGAAGUUUGUAUGAUGAAUUUGGCAGAUGUGAAGGCAAAUGAAUGUAUAUCUUUGUACAAACCAAUUAGUUCAGAGGACAUUAGUUAUGACAGACAUGCAAGAAAAAAAAUAACCUUUUAUAAAUCUUUUUGUAUUAGAACAUUAACAAUGGUAAUUUUGUAUAUACGAAUGCUAGGCUUUCUGAUUAGCAGAAAGGUAAAACAUUCCUACAUUUUUUUUAAAUGUAUGUCCAUUGAGAAUAAUUAUGUAAACAUGCGCAAUGUUUUAUGUGCCUUUUAUUUGGGUUUGUCUAAAUAAAGGAAAACAAUAAAACAUGA
Messenger RNA from Scophthalmus maximus (turbot), 6996 nucleotides. RefSeq names its product vascular endothelial zinc finger 1-like. The coding region runs from base 83 to 1582 and encodes 499 amino acids. Gene Ontology annotation, biological process: regulation of transcription by RNA polymerase II. Gene Ontology annotation, cellular component: nucleus. The transcript has 7 exons. The record is from RefSeq and is a predicted model, not a curated record. Gene Ontology annotation, molecular function: DNA-binding transcription factor activity, RNA polymerase II-specific; RNA polymerase II cis-regulatory region sequence-specific DNA binding. NCBI's taxonomy places the organism in Eukaryota, Metazoa, Chordata, Actinopteri, Pleuronectiformes, Scophthalmidae.